AUGGAUUUUGGCUACCCUUCUUUGUCAUCAAACACAACCGUCAAGAUAAUUGUUCCAGUCAACAAGCCAGUUACUGUAGCUCCUACCAAUGCCUUCCAUGUUUCUGAGGGGGUUAGUAUUGGCACCCAAGUUGGCACUGUGAAUGCCUCAGAUCCAGAUAUGACACAAGACAAUGAAAACUCUCUUACCUAUAUUCUCACUGAUACAACAGUACCAUUCAGAAUUGGAAACAAGACUGGAAUUAUUGAAACAGCUGGAGAACUGGAUGCAGAAACAGCUUCCACCUACCAAUUUGGGGUGCAUAUUUUGGACAGUGACCUCCCACCAACCACAGCCACAACCACUGUUACCAUUGUUGUGGAAGACAUCAAUGAUAAUCCUCCACAAUUGUCUUCCAAAGUUUACAGAACUAAAGUCAGUGAAGGUCAAGCAAAUGGAAGGCCAUUGGUUCUGAAUUUGAAUCCUCCUCUUUUGGCAGAAGAUAAGGACAAGAAUUUGAUUAACAGGCAUAUACGGUACUACUUAAAAGGCAAGAAUUCUGAUAUGUUCAGAAUGAAUCCCAGGGCUGGAAUCCUGAAAAUCAAAGACACAUCCAAACUAGACAGUGAAAAACAACAGAAAUACAAGAUUACUAUUGUGGCCUUUGAUGGAACUUUUCAGACCCAAGCUCAUCUUGUCAUAGAAGUGGAGGAUAUCAAUGACAACAGACCAGAAUUUUCAGGACCUUACUUCUAUCAAGUUAAUCCUCGGGCCACAAUAGGCACAAAAUUUGGUCAAGUAGUAGCUAAAGACAAAGAUGCCACCAGCAGAAAUAAUCGUAUAUUGUAUGUUUUAUCUCAAGGCUCAGGUGGAAAAUUUGGAGUUGAUUUCAAUUCAGGUGACUUAUAUGUAGCCAGUAAUCUAACAGACAGUCCACAGGAAGAGGAAUAUAAUUUAGUGAUACAAGGUUUUGACACUGGUGAACCAAGUUUAGCAAGCAACACGACAGUUCGUGUCAGAGUGGCCUUGAACAAAGCUCCAAUAGUUGAUUCAAACUUUGUAUUUCAGGUUCCAGAGAAUAUGACAAUUGGAUCAACAGUUGGGAUUAUUCCUGUCUUUGAUCCAGAUAUGGAACAUAAUCCAUUGGAAUCCAUUCAAUUUAGUAUUUCUGAUCCAACAAACAAUUUUGCAGUUAGUGAAAAUGAUGGAAAGAUUGUCACUAAAAUUGUCCUGGAUAGAGAAACUCAGGAACAAUUUAUCUUCACUGUUUACUGUGAAAAUGAUGGUGCACCAUCACACACUGUCAGUACAACAGUUACUGUCAUUCUAGAAGAUGUCAAUGACAAUAAACCAAUUUUCAAAUCAGCCACUGGGUAUCAUGGAACUUACAAGGAAGGUGACCCUAGGGGCACCAUAACACUGAACCAAGAACUGAUUGCAACUGAUGCAGAUGUUAAUGUGGAAAACCAAAACAUUGUGUACCGUUUGGUUGGUAAUGACUCAGAUUUAUUCCAACUGAACACAGCAACAGGCUCCAUCAAAGUAAGAGCCCCUUCAAGGGUUCGCUGUAACUAUAAAGAAAAUUAUAGCUUAAAGAUUAUUGCUACUGACCAAGGAGGAAAGGGUCACCAAUCAGUGAGCACAAUCAACAUUGAAGUACAAGAUAUUAAUGAUAAUGCUCCCAGAUUUACAAAAAAGUAUCACUUCCGUGUUCCCAUAACUGCCAAAGAAGGAACAGUCAUUGGAUCUGUAAUGGCUAUUGACAAUGACUGUACUCAGCAGAAUAAUAGAAUUACUUAUCUCCUCAAAGAUGGUGGAUUUGGAAAAUUUAAGAUUGAUCCUGACAAAGGAGAAAUUAUAAUAGCUGACAGUCUUGUUCGAGAACCAAUGAGAAAUGAAUAUAGCAUUGUUGUGAAAGCAGUGGAUAAUGGUGCCCCUGGGCUUUCAAACAGUACCAAUGUGACUAUUUUAGUACCAGUGAAUCAUCCACCUUCAGUUCAGAAUAGCUUUCAUUUUUAUAUUAUGGAAAACAGUGCACUUCGUCAGUUUGUUGGCAAAAUAACUGCAGAAGACAGAGAUUUGGGCAGAGUGAAAGGAGAAAAGUUAACUUUUACUUUAGUCGAUAAAGCUGUUCCAUUUUCUGUCCAUCCACUGAAAGGUGAAAUAAGAACGAAUGAUAUAAUCGAUCGGGAAGAAACAGAACUCUACAGAUUUAAGGUCAUGGUGAAUGAUAAUGGUGUUCCUGCCUUCACAGCUACGACAAACAUCAUUAUCACAAUCAAAGAUUUUAACGAUAAUGCUCCUCAGUUCAUUCAUGGGCUGGAGUACCGAGGAACAGUGGUCGAAGAUGACCGUAAACCUAUUUUGAAACAGAAAGUAGAAUUGUCCAAGAAUUUGACUGUGAUUGACCGUGAUGCAACUAACAGCAACCGGCAAAUCAGGUUUAGUCUGAAAGGUCCCCGUAGCCGUCUUUUCAAAAUUGACAGUACCACAGGUGAUAUUUAUGUUGAUCGACCAGGAAAAAUUGACAGAGAACUUAACCGAGAAUUCAAAUUCAAGAUUGUAGCAACUGACCAAAAUGGUCAGGGUCUUUCAACAGAAGCAGAUCUGAUUGUUGAAGUGGAAGAUGUCAAUGACCAUGAUCCACGUUUUGUACAGGCUUUGUAUGAGUUUGUUCUGCCAUCAAUUGUUGAGACAGGCUAUGAAGUGGGACGUCUCAUAGCUAUAGACAGGGAUGACACCAGCCCAAAUAACAAACUACUUUACAUAUUUGAAAGCGAUGCAUUGGGAAAGUUUAAAAUUGAUGUUGGAACAGGAGUUUUAACAUUACUGGAAGGAUUUUUCUCCAAGCCUCGAAAGACAACAUACACAUUUACAGUAGCUGCAAUGGAUAUGGGGUUUCCUUCCAGAAAAACCAAAGCUCAAGUCAUUGUAAAUGCCCCACACAUGGUUUAUAAUGACCAUGCCCCUAAAUUUGAAGGACGGAAUGUGUUUAUUCUGAAGGAAGAGUUGCCCAUAGGCUCUCUAGUUGGGACACUACAAGUCACAGACGAAGACAGGAAGAAAAACAACAGUGUCAAUUUGAUUAUUGAUCCAGCUGAUGAAAGAUAUGUUCCCUUUGCAAUAAAAAAUGAUGGUUCCAUCAUCACAACACAGCGAAUCGACAGAGAUGCUGGUUAUGAGUACUUCAGAUUCACUGUCCAUGCUACUGACAAUGGGACUCCAUCUCACAACACCAGCCAAGAGGUAGGCAUUAUCGUUGACGAUAUAAAUGACAAUCCCCCUCACUUUACUAUGGACACUUACCAGCAUAUGGUGUCCAGCAACUUUCCAGCUUCAACCAUCAUAGCAACGCCAUUUGCCUUUGACGAUGUGGACAAAAUAGAUUCAGUUUACCAAUACAGUCUUCUGGGAGGAACUCCUGGUUAUUUCUACAUUGAUCAACAGACUGGAAUUAUACGGACGACAGACCUUGCUCGCUCACUCAAAUCUGGGAAGCUGGAAUUCAAAGUUGUGGCUCAGGAUCUCUAUAACAAGACCCUUACUGCAGAAGCCAAGCUCAAUAUUCAAAUUAUGCAAACAAAACAGGGACGAAAAUCUACGUGUUGCCGUGUGCCAUGUUGA
Molecule: messenger RNA, 3603 nt
Organism: Acanthosepion pharaonis
Lineage: Eukaryota; Metazoa; Mollusca; Cephalopoda; Sepiida; Sepiidae
Source: the annotation of a GenBank genome assembly